Molecule: messenger RNA, 2055 nt
Organism: Anguilla rostrata (American eel)
Lineage: Eukaryota; Metazoa; Chordata; Actinopteri; Anguilliformes; Anguillidae
Product: cytosolic non-specific dipeptidase-like
Exons: 12
Coding region: 285-1709 (474 amino acids)
Biological process (GO): proteolysis
Cellular component (GO): cytosol
Molecular function (GO): metallodipeptidase activity
Source: RefSeq, a predicted model, not a curated record
UUUUAUUGGCGUACCUGUCUACAAAUUCCAUACUCCUGAAAUCCGCUAUGCAGUUUCGUAUACAGCCAUAAUUGGCGCAAUUAUAGGGCGAAUUUUUUUAUGUUCACGUUCUUUCCCACCUGUUAGCGCCCUCUCGAUAGUGUAAUAAUGCGAAAUAGCGAAAUGGCUUCAAAGAUGUUUUCGGGCUUCUGAGUAACUUAUGGAAAUAUUCCUACAGUUCAAGUGAAACAUUAAUUGCAUCACGUUAUUACAAUUUGAGGAGGUAACCUGGCGAAGUGAUCGAGAUGUCGUACCUUCCAGCUUUGUUUAAGUAUUUGGACGAACACCAGGAGACCUACGUUGAGCGUUUGGCGCAAUGGGUCGCUGUGCAGAGUGUCUCGGCCUGGCCGGAGAAGAGAGGGGAGAUCAAGAAGAUGAUGGAAAUGGCCGCCAAGGACAUCGAGAAACUGGGAGGGACGGUGGAGCUAGUGGACAUCGGCAAACAAAAGCUUCCAAGUGGAGAAGAAAUCCCACUGCCGCCGAUUGUCCUGGGACAACUCGGUUCGGACCCGAGAAAAAAAACCGUGUGCAUCUACGGGCACCUGGACGUACAGCCAGCCGCCGUCGAGGAUGGUUGGGAUUCCGAGCCCUUCACCCUGGUGGAGAAGGACGGGAAGAUGUACGGACGAGGCUCCACUGAUGACAAGGGUCCGGUGCUCGCCUGGUUCAACUGCAUCGAGGCUUUUCAGAAGAUAAACCAGGAACUGCCAAUCAACAUUAAGUUCUGCUUCGAGGGAAUGGAGGAGUCUGGCUCGGAGGGGCUGGAUGACCUGGUGUUUGCCAGGAAAGACUCCUUCUUCAAGGGCGUGGAUUAUGUCUGCAUUUCGGACAACUAUUGGCUGGGAAAGACCAAACCCUGCAUCACAUACGGCCUCAGAGGCAUCUGCUACUUCUUCAUUGAGAUGGAGUGCUCCGAGAAAGACCUCCACUCCGGCGUGUUCGGGGGCUCGGUGCAUGAAGCAAUGACUGACCUCAUUGCGCUGAUGGGGUCGCUGGUGGAUAAAAAAGGCAGAAUCCAGGUCCCGGGGAUGUACGAUGCCGUGGCCCCCGUGACUGAGGAAGAGCUGAAGCUCUAUGAGAAGAUCGACUUCGACAUGGAGGAGUACUGCAGGGACGUGGGGGCCAGCAAACUGCUCCACCCCAGCAAGGAACAAAUCCUGAUGCACCGUUGGAGGUACCCGUCUCUUUCUCUCCAUGGCAUCGAGGGGGCCUUCUCAGAAGGGGGGGCCAAAACAGUCAUCCCCCGCAAAGUUAUCGGCAAGUUCUCCAUCCGCCUGGUGCCGGACAUGGACCCCAAGGUCGUGGAGAAGUUGGUGAUAAGCCACCUGCAGGGUAAAUUUUCUGAGCGGGAGAGCCCCAAUAAGCUGAAGGUCUACAUGGGCCAUGGGGCGAAGGCUUGGGUGUCCGACUUCAACCACCCCCAUUACAUGGCUGGGAGAAAGGCCAUGAAGACAGUGUUCGGAGUGGAGCCGGACCUGACCCGGGAGGGAGGGAGCAUCCCAGUCACCCUGACCUUCCAGGAGGCCACUGGCCGCAACGUCAUGCUGCUGCCCUUGGGUUCCUGUGACGACGGCGCGCACUCGCAGAACGAGAAGCUGAACAGGUCUAACUACAUCCUGGGAACAAAGAUGCUGGGGGCUUACUUCCAUGAAGUUUCUCAGCUAGAGUAAAGCCAUCGUGCAUGGAUGGACUCCUAUGCACACCUGAGGAGAUGGCGUCAAAGUGUAGCUGACUGCUUUUUGAUGCAUAUUAAAUUCAACAGACCUCUGUUCUCAUUCCUCUGAGUUUUUAGACCAAGUUCUGUGAAAUCAUCUAGUCAUGUCUGAAAAAUUGUGUGUCCUGUCUUUGAUGUAGGAAUACUGCCAUAUACAGAGCAGGUACAAACUGAUCAGGAGUUUCCCAGUCUUCUUCCAGGCAGUCCAUGUUGAAUGUCCAUUCUCAUUCUUUUUCAAUGUUGAGCCAGAUGCAAAGGGAUUCAAACUACAAAUAUUGAUUAAAAAGGAAAUUGUAACACCA